GAUGGCGCCGCGGCAGUAGCCACAAAGAUGCAAAAUGGUGCUGUUCGUGUCUUUAACCCGAUUUUUAUAAAAAUUAGAGUAGAUUCAACUUGAUUGUCAUUGUGCAAAGUACAUGUACAAAACCAAAUGAAAUGCAGAAUUUCCGAUGAACGUUCACGGUACAGCAGAGAAAGCGGCGUUCAUGUAUACGACCGCCAGACACUAUUACAGUACAUUAAUCAUGCAACAGCCAACAUGCAUGGGGAUGUACUGGUGAAUCUUCGCUAUUUCGGCUUGAAGGAAAGAUCCAGUUCAGGGCCUCCAGUCCUCUGCGUCUCAGGAUGCUGGGAGAUGCGACGCGGUGGACGAGGCAGCGGCAGCGCGGAAAGAGGGCGUGUGUCCGUGCUAGGCUAAAAACAAACCCUCGCUGGCCGGCUCUCCCGUCCAUUCUACUCUCUAACAUUAGAUCCCUGGACAAUAAACUGGACUACAUCCAGUGGACCACAGGGCGAGAGUUUAGCGACUGUUGCAUUUUUUAUUCGACAGAAAUGCAGCUCGUGCGAAUUGCUAAGAUGUCCUCCAGUAAUACUUCAAACUAUGACUAUGAUUCAGACCCUGUGUUGGAUGAGAUAAAAAAACAGAAUGACUACGUAAACACACUCCGAAUGCUAUACAUCUUUGGAUACCUUAUCAUCUGCACCCUCGGCCUGCUUCUCAACCUUAUAGCCAUUAUUGCAGGCAGCUGUUACUGCAAGUCGGACACUGCUAAGUGGGUCGUGGCGUUAGCUGUGACCCAUUUGAUCUGCUCAGCUUUCCUGCCAUUGCAGAUUCUCUACAGCUGGUAUCACUUCAACUGGCACUAUGGAACGGCUCUGUGCAAACUCUCCUCCUAUGUACUUUAUGCCAGCAUGUUCUCCACAGCGGGUAUGCUGACCCUACAUAGUGUUUCUGACGGGAUCCAAUGUACUCCAUUCCGGCAUUCAUCAGGAGUCCUGAUCAUGAUUCUGUGCUCCUGGAUAUUUGCAUUGAUCCUAAGCAUCCCGUCUUUGUUCUUCCGAGAGCUUCAAUACACAACGCUGGGGGAGGAGUGUGACGAUGGCUAUGUUUCUGGUGAUAAGACAACACCAAUCAUCAUAGUUUGCUAUAGGUUCUUACUUGGGUUUUUGAUCCCUUCAUUUCUAAUUAGCAUCUGUUGUUGCUGUCAGUCUAAACGCAAUGAACGAAACAUGAAGCAAAUCAUGUGUUUGAUAAAAUUGGCUUACUUUGUGUGCUGGACUCCACUGCUAUUCAUAGGGCUCCUGCAGGCCAAAUCAGAAAUUGUUCUCGAUUUCCCAUAUAGAAAUCCUAUAGCUACUGUGCUGGCUGUGGCUCACUGCUGUGUAAACCCAGUGGUCUAUCUUUUGGUGAGUAACGACUUUAAAAUGCAGUGGAUGAAGCAAGCACAAUCUGACAAAGAGGACUACUGACUCUAUACGCUGCAUAUCUGCAUAUCAGAGGUGAACAGUAACGAAGUACAUUUACUUGAGUACUGUACUUAAGUACACUUUUUGAGUAUCUGUACUUUACUUGAGUAUUAUUUUUUCUGGAUACUUGUUACUUUAACUUCACUACAUUUGGAAGACAAAUAUUGUAUUUUUUACUCCACUACAUUUCUGUCAAGGUCACUGAGUAGAAAGUAGUUACGUUAAACAGAGGAUGGUUUUUUUUUUCACUCUUGUAGCGUCACGUGAAGUUCAGUGGUUUUCCGUCAUUUUUUUAAACUCUGAUCAGCUGGUGGCAAAAUGGACGAAGACAGAUCAUCGACGCAGUGCGCGCAUUUAUGGCCAUACCUAGACAGUAUGUUCUAGUUUUUAGAAAAGAGUAAAGAUGCUUUUCAUCUUUCACUCCAACCCGUGGAAGCAUAUUGAGGUAUGUAUUCUUUUAAUUUCUGGUAAAAGCUUGAAAUGGAUAUUGCCUGUGCCAUGAAGUAUGUAUGGUAAGGCAAAUGUUUUUAUAUAUCUGAUCUCCUACUUGCCAUAGCUUUGCAUAUACACCACCAACGCUUUGGUAAUAAUGUUAGUUUACACACAAAAAUGUAUGCUGCGUCCAAAUUCUCAUACUAUCUGUCCUAAAUAGUAUUCGAAAAUAGAAUUAGUAUGCCCCAAAUCGUAGUAUGCUGAAAGGAGUAUUCCAAAAAUUCCCAGAUGGUCUACUGCUUCCUGUAGAAAUUUGAAGUGCAGAAUGAUGCACACUCUUACGGGUAAUAUUGCCCACAACGCAUUGCACGCAGGGGGGAGGAGCCUUGAGAACGGUGUAAAUGCAUAUUAAAUUGGUGUAAAUGAAAUGUGGAAAUAUAUAUAACAUAUAAAAUACGAAUAGUAAAUUAUAUUGGAUAAAUAAGAAUAAAUAAAAUGUAAAAUGCUUUGUUUAUGAUGAGUGUGCGUAGGCAACAAUGUUUGCUUCUGUUAUAUGAUGUCCUCGACAUACAUAUUACAAGGAGAUUCCAAAAUUCAUAUGGGAUGGCUUCUCCCCACUAUUACCACCCUCAUCACCUCUUGUGAAGACAAGAGAAUCAUUGAAAUUCUGCAAGCCGUUAGUUGAUGCCCUUCUAGAUGUUUUGAAAAAAACGGUUUGGAAACAUGAUGGCUGGUCCAGAGUUAGUUACUGCAGCCAUUAUUCAUCCAAAGUUUAAAACAUCCUGGACCACUGAUGAAGCCAUCUUUAAACUUUGUAAGAAAUGCUCUAAAUGGUCAAUUAUAUCUCCCACUCUCUUUUUAUCUUUUUUUUUUAAUCUAUACUUGCAUACAAUUUGGUCAUGAUGAAAAGAUGAAUAAAUUGGUGACAAACAUAUAAUUUAGGUCUCAUUUACAUCAAGGAACAUCUUCCUGAUCAUGACGACAGUCUUCAGCCUCCUCAUACACUUCUGAUGAAGAGGAUUUCUUCUCUAAUAUCAAGCAUGUGCGCACACAGGAGACAUUCAAACAACUGGAUGCGUACCUAACAUGUACAGCUGAAGGUAUGACUAUGCUGACAUCUUAUCCAGCCUUAUCCAACCUGUCACUUAAGCUGAACACAGCCCUUCCUGCCUCAGAGGCCUGUGAGAGGCUUUUUAGUGCAGCUGGAUAGAUCUUCAGCCCAAGAAGGGGAGCAAUUAAUUCGCAUAACUUUGAGAACCAGCUCCUGCUAAAGAUGAACAAGGACUUUUUUAAGUUUGACUUAUUUGAACAUAGUACGAUUUUUCUCUACUAGUGAUCUGUGAGACAUAGUAUAAUUGCCACAACUAAUGGUUUAAAAUCUUUGUUUUGAUGGCUAAUAAGUCUUUCUGUUUUGCUCUUUGUUAAAGCAGUGUUGCUGUUGGGCAGUUAUACAGCUACAAUUGUGUAGCUGGGUUUUAAAGCAGGUUGGAUUUUUUUCUGAUCAUUCUGCAUUUACAGACCACUUGAUUCAAUAAGUGUUAAGUAAAAAAUGAAAAUGAUUAUAUCUGUCUUUUUUGUCAAUUCAGUUGUUUAAUUUCUAUAGGUUUUGUAACAUUCUAUAAUCUCAAUUCCACAGAUACUACAAAAGGUAUUGUAAGUAUUGCAU
Hemibagrus wyckioides is the source of this 3540-nucleotide messenger RNA. Its product is annotated as chemerin-like receptor 1. The transcript has 2 exons. Bases 321 to 1445 code for a protein of 374 amino acids. Gene Ontology annotation, biological process: complement receptor mediated signaling pathway; positive regulation of macrophage chemotaxis; chemotaxis. NCBI's taxonomy places the organism in Eukaryota, Metazoa, Chordata, Actinopteri, Siluriformes, Bagridae. The record is from RefSeq and is a predicted model, not a curated record. Gene Ontology annotation, molecular function: complement receptor activity; G protein-coupled receptor activity. Gene Ontology annotation, cellular component: plasma membrane.